This is a messenger RNA of Lingula anatina, 1890 nucleotides long. Its product is annotated as methylcrotonoyl-CoA carboxylase beta chain, mitochondrial. Gene Ontology annotation, molecular function: methylcrotonoyl-CoA carboxylase activity. Gene Ontology annotation, cellular component: methylcrotonoyl-CoA carboxylase complex; mitochondrion. NCBI's taxonomy places the organism in Eukaryota, Metazoa, Brachiopoda, Lingulata, Lingulida, Lingulidae. Gene Ontology annotation, biological process: L-leucine catabolic process. The record is from RefSeq and is a predicted model, not a curated record.
UCGAGACGCUUGCUCUCGGUCUGAACCCUGGAUUAUUUGCUACGAAACACUACGCACUUUGCUGGUGUUACAUAUGCAAGAGUGCCCGCGAAAUCAAAACCAUAUAUAAAGCGAUAGAUUGAUGGCUUGCAUCAAGAGGGCGUGCUGCAGGGGGAUUUGGGCAAGGGCCCACCAAAUGAGACUUACUAGUACUAUGUCUCGUGUGUACGGUCAAAGCUUUACAAAGUGUUGGGAAGACAGAAUGGAGCCAGUAGGCAGCAAGCCUGACACUGAGUGUGUCAGAUAUAAGGAAAAUCACGAACACAUGAGUUCCUUGGUUACACAGUUAAAGAGAGAGGUCAGGAAGAUCACCAAAGGUGGAAACGUGACGUCACGGGUCAGCAGUUUGCUACCGAGAGAGCGCAUAGAUCAGUUGCUGGAUCCCGGGUCUCCGUUUCUGGAAUUUUCGCAACUUGCUGGUUAUAACUUGUAUGGUACAGAACAGCUGCCCGCCGGAGGAAUAAUCACAGGCAUUGGGAUCGUGUCAGGACUGAAAUGCUUGGUCGUCGCCAAUGACUACACAGUUAAGGCAGGAGCUUUCUAUCCCAUUACUGUAAAGAAACUCUUGCGGGCUCAAGACAUAGCACGAGAGAACCGCUUACCUUGUGUAUACUUACUCCAUUCUGGUGGUAUCAAUCUACAACGCCAGGGAGAUGUUUAUCCAGACGGCCAGCACUUCGGUAAAAUAUUCUACAACCAAGCAUUAAUGUCUGCCCAAGGUAUUCCGCAGGUGGCGGUGGUGAUGGGCAAUUGCACUGGCGGCAGUUCCAUCAUGGCGGCAAUGUCAGACGAGAAUAUAGUAGUCAAAGGACAAACUUCAUAUCUAGCAGGUCCAAGUUUGGUGGAAUCCGUCAUUGGUGAGAAAGUCUCAGCUGAAGAUCUAGGAGGGGCGGAGAUCAUGUGUCGAUACUCAGGCGUAGCUGACUAUUUUGCAGAAGAUGAUCUACAUGCACUUCAUAGGGUUCGGAGGAUUAUACGAAACCUCAAUUUCACGACAAAUCCUCAGGUCGCGCUGACAAAACCGGAGCCACCACUGCAUUCUGCGCAAGAACUGUAUGGCAUAGUUGAAGCGGACAACAAGAAGAUGUAUGACGCGAGAGAAGUGAUAGCUAGGAUAGUGGAUGGAAGCAGAUUUGAUGAAUUCAAAGCAAUGUACGGCGACACUCUUGUGUGUGGGUUUGCUAGACUCUGGGGAUUUCCCGUGGGUAUUCUUGGAAACAACGGGGUGCUUUUCUCGGAAUCUGCCCUCAAGGGAGCUCAUUUUAUACAGCUAUGUUGUCAGAGAAGGAUUCCGUUGACGUUUCUUCAAAACAUUACAGGUUUUAUGGUUGGCCAGGAAGCAGAAGCACAAGGGAUUUCAAAACAUGGCGCCAAAAUGCUGACAGCCGUGGCGUUUGCAAGCGUGCCAAAAUUGUCUGUAAUUAUAGGGGGCGCUUAUGGUGCUGGCAAUUACGCUAUGUGUGGAAGAGCGUAUGGACCCAGAUUUGUUUACGCGUGGCCCAAUUCGAGAUUGUCCGCCAUGGGUGGAGAACAGGCUGCCAGCGUUUUAGCACAGAUAGCAAAGGAGCAGAAAUUAAGACGCGGGGAAGAGCUGACACUGGAGGAGGAACAAGCUAUCAAAGAUCCGAUUUUAAAGAAAUAUGAAGUUGAAGGCAGUCCAUAUUACGCCAGCUCCAGGUUGUGGGAUGACGGUGUGAUUGAUCCUGUGGAUACCAGGAAUGUCCUUGGACUGAGUCUCAGCGCAGCUCUUCAGGCAGAGCAAGCAAACACGAGAUUUGGAAUUUUCAGAAUGUGAGAUCGAAAAUAUGACGACAUCUUGUCAAGUGAAAUAAGGGAUACUCGGUUGUUAAC